CAUGGAAGAAAUACUGCAGAAUUACAUGAAUGGAACAAACAUGAAGUACCAACAGUGUUAUGUAAGAGUUGGAGUGUUUACUCCACAUUUCUCAACUUUUGGGGGAAAGGCCCUCAAUGAUUAUUAACUGGUUCUGAUCUUAACUGAACUCUUUGCUCUGCUUUGGACUGAAUUCCUGACAAAAUGUGUGUGAGAUAUCUCGGAUUUGUUCUUUUGGUUUGGUUUCCAGGGGUGCUGCAUGCACAAAGGGCAGAUAACUCUUGUUCUGCUCCCCGCCUGAAUGAUGGUUAUUUUGUCCCCAACAACGAAACAUAUGCUCAUGGAGUCAAGCUCACUUAUGCCUGUGAAAAGGGAAAUAAACCAGUAGUGGCUGGUCGUUGGUGGGCAACAAGCACCUGUCAAAAUGGCACAUGGUUUCAUGAACCAAAAUGUAUAGACGAAGAAGACUGCAUUACACCAGAGAUACCCAAUGCAAAUUACACAACAAGCCCAGAAGUUUGGUAUCAGGAUGGACACGUAUUUAGGGUAACAUGUAAUGAAGGAUAUGAACCCAAAAACCGGGCUGCUACAACCAGAUGUAAUAAAGGACGAUGGACCUCUGUGCUAGUCUGUGAGAAACGUUACGAUUCCUGUGGUGAGCCCCCUCGAAUCCCCCAUGCUGUCAUCAAGCAUGAAUACAAGGAGGUGUUUGCUGCAGAUACACAAGUGUACUAUGAAUGUGAAGAUGGAUAUACUGUAGAGAGAGCAGAAGACACAAAAUCCAUCUUUUGUGUGCAUGGAAACUGGACUGACAGUCCAACAUGCAGGCAAGGGACGGGAUCAGAUCCUGGACAUGAUGUUUCUGCAGAGGUGGAAACAGUCGGGGGGGACACUACAAAUGCUGGCAGUGAAACACAACCUGGGGAUGGAUCUUCAACCAACUGUGGAUUGAAUGAACAUGAACUCACUACAAUCAACAGAUGUGGAAGCCUUCCUGUGGUUCGUGAUGGAGUUGUUGUGGAAACUGAUCGAAUGUUUGUGAAAUACAAAUGCAGUAGAUACUACGCCUUAGUGGGUCCACAGACAGUGUCGUGUUACAGCGAUGGCACGUGGUCAGAAGUGCCAACCUGCAAAGCUGCCUUCUGUUCUGUGGACACUGAUAAAGUUUCUCGGUUAAAACCUGUUGGAGUUAAAUUCAUAGAAGAGGGCGAGACUGUGAGAUUGGAAUGUAAGGAUGAGCAUUGGUUCGAUAAUUUUUCUAAGGUCCAGUGCACUAAUGGAAAAAUACAGCUGUCCCGAUGUUGUAACAGGGCUCAACUGAGCACGAACACUUGCUAAGGCUGAAUCAUAAAGAGGAAGAUACUGCUGCCGUUGGAUUCGCUCACCACCGACUGAAAACAAAUGCCAGCCUGGAAUCUUUUGAGAGACGUUAUGAUUAUGCUGUCAAACCAUUUCUGUCUUUUCAUAUUGAUCUAUGAAUGGCUGUAUAAUGUAGGAGCAAAGUGUUUGUAUGCUCAAAGUAGCAAUAAUAACUAUAAAUGCGAUAAAUGUGGUGUAUUUGAUGGACUGGCCUGAAUAAAGUCUUCAACUGUAAAUUUCAACUCUAAA
Messenger RNA from Dicentrarchus labrax (European seabass), 1587 nucleotides. RefSeq names its product coagulation factor XIII B chain-like. The coding region runs from base 184 to 1317 and encodes 377 amino acids. The record is from RefSeq and is a predicted model, not a curated record. The transcript has 11 exons. Lineage: Eukaryota; Metazoa; Chordata; Actinopteri; Moronidae.